This is a messenger RNA of Cornus florida, 2504 nucleotides long. RefSeq lists its product as uncharacterized. Gene Ontology annotation, cellular component: cell periphery; cytosol. The record is from RefSeq and is a predicted model, not a curated record. Gene Ontology annotation, molecular function: cysteine-type carboxypeptidase activity; cysteine-type deubiquitinase activity; K48-linked deubiquitinase activity. NCBI's taxonomy places the organism in Eukaryota, Viridiplantae, Streptophyta, Magnoliopsida, Cornales, Cornaceae. The coding region runs from base 197 to 2317 and encodes 706 amino acids. The transcript is spliced from 12 exons. Gene Ontology annotation, biological process: protein K48-linked deubiquitination.
AUAUUAAUACAAUUUCGUCGGUCGUUCUCUCCCUAAAUUUUCCCCUCAUCCGUGCGUUUCUCUCUCUUCAUCUCUACAUUUCUCUCUCUGUAUCUUCCAUUUCUCACGCUCUCUCUAUAUAUAACAACAAUAAACAUAUAUACAUAUAUAAACAAAUAUAUUUUUUCUCUAAAUAGAGUCGGUCCAAGGUCCACCUAUGGCUUCUUCUGAAGAGCGUAGAGACGAGCCAGUGAAAGAAAUGGUGCACAGGACGAAGGUAAUACAGUUCCUAGGACGCGCAACGCCUAUCAUCCUUCAGAACGAUAAUGGCCCUUGCCCUCUCCUCGCUAUCUGUAAUGUUCUUCUGUUAAAGAACAACUUGAACUUGAGUGCAGACAUUGCCGAAGUCUCUCAGGAGAAAUUGCUCUCUCUUGUUGCGGAACGGUUAAUUGAUUCAAAUAGUAACGUCCAUAACAAAGAUGCAGGGUAUGUUGAGAAUCAACAACAGAACAUAGCUGAUGCAAUUGAUUUGCUCCCUCGGCUUGCAACUGGGAUUGAUGUAAAUAUAAAAUUUAGGAGAAUUGAUGAUUUUGAGUUUACUCCAGAGUGUGCAAUAUUUGAUCUUCUAGACAUUCCACUGUAUCAUGGUUGGAUAGUUGAUCACCAGGAUCAUGAUACUGUGUGCGCGAUAGGAUCGAAGUCCUACAAUACUCUCACGGGGGAGCUUGUUGCCCUUGAAACACAAAAUAUGGAGGGUCAACAUAAAAAAGGUUCUGAAGAAGAUUGCAUUGAUUUUGCUGCUGCAACAACUGCAACCUUAGGUGUUCCUUCUCCAUGCCUUUCUCCAUGCCUUUCUAGAGGUAGAUCUUUUGAUGAUUCCCCCCGUUCUGUGUCUGAUCACCUUAAAUUCAGAAAAGGAGACCUUGAAGAAGAAGCUGAGCUGUUGAGAGCCUUGAAAAUUUCAGAGGCUGAUUUACCAACUUUAUCAGUUGAUUCUCUUACAGACAAUGCUAGUGGACAAAAUUUGUCUGGCAGUUUGAAGGAAAGCGCAUAUCUCAAAAAGCCUGAACCUCUAGUUCUCACCGAGACAUUAGAAGGACAUAUGGAUGUUGGAAGUCAAAAGUCUCAUCAACAGGAAUCACCUAUGUCUGCAGAUUGCAAUUCCUUGAGCAAUGACAAUAGUGAUGUGAUAACUAUUGAAACUGUUGCAAAUGAAGCUAUUACUUCAUUGCCGAAGACUGAUCAGGGAAUCCACACUGAUGAAUCAAAUUCAGAAAAAUCUGGAGGACAUGCUGUGUGUAAAGAUCUAGUUGAUAAAGCUAGUGUUGAUGUGUUGGACCAGGAGGAAAAUGCACCAUCUGAUUCUUCUGCAUCUUCUUGCGAAAGACAUAUAUAUAAUUCUGGUGCAGGUGAAAAAGUUCAGAACCUAUCCACUUCCAAAGCCGUGAUACAUGGGGAAGAAGAUGACCGAAGUGGUUGUGACACGACAGAAUGUUCUAAUUUAUCUGCACUAAAUGCAGAUUCAGAUUCAUCUAGUAGCAGAAAACAACAGAUAGAUGCUCCCAAAGGUUAUACUUCAAGCGUUGAUGACAACGAACCCAUUUAUGAAGGAGAGGAAUGCAUACUUGAUUCAGGAACAAAAAUUUAUGAAAAUCGAGAGCCUAUGUAUGAAGGUGAGGUGGCUCUUGCAGAACAAGUGGACAAAAGCUCUAGAGAUGGAUAUGAUUCAAGUUCCAUGGAUGAAAUCACUCCAAAACAUGGAGAAUUGAUAAGGAAUUUUCUGAAGAACAGUGCUAACCAGUUGACUAUAUACGGAUUAUUUUGCUUACGAGAUGGUCUGAAAGAGCGCGAGCUUUGUGUAUUUUUCCGUAAUAAUCACUUUAGCACUAUGUUCAAGUUUGAUGGUGAACUAUACCUUUUAGCUACAGACCAAGGUUACAUAAAUCAGCCUGACUUGGUAUGGGAAAAACUAAAUGAGGUUAAUGGAGAUACAGUUUUUAUGACUGGUAAUUUUAAGGAAUUCAAGGUAGAAAAUCUGGACAACACCACGUGGAACGAACAAAAUGUCCUUGCCAGUACUGCUGACUAUCUUGCCAGUAUUGAUAAUUCAGCACAAGUGGAUUCAAGUUUCAAUUCUGAUCUGCAAUUGGCGAUAGCUCUUCAGCAACAGGAGUUUGAGCAACAACCACAGCGUAGUCUGCAGCAACCCACUGUUAGUGGUGGCGGUUCAAGGCUGAUCACAGGACCCCAGGUCCCAAGGAAUAAUAACAAAACCCCGCCGUCUUCUUCAUCUUCGAAGCAGGAAGCAAAAUCAAAAGAGAAGUGUAUUGUAAUGUGAGAAUUUCAAUAGGAGGCGGGUUGGAAGUUUGUAAUGUAAAUGGUGCGACUUUCUUGGUCCCUUUACAUCCCAUAUCAUCAGCCUAUUCAGCAUAUAAAUGUGUUUGUAGAUUGGUUUUCGGCUGUAAAUAAAGUAAAAUGUUACCACAUUGCGAGGCCUGCAAUUUAUGAUUUUUCUUUUUCUUUUC